GGGCAGGGGCCUUGCGGUGAUUGGUUCCGCCCAGGCGCGAAAUGUAACGCGGGAAAAACAGGAGCAGGGACCCCGGCGGCAGGUUGUUAUUUUCGGGGGCUCGGCGCCGCGCGUCUAGCUUCCCUGUCAUCGCAAAGGCAAGCCGCCCGCUGCUUCCCGCAGCUGCAGCCUGCGUUGGAGAGUACAAACAGCGGAGAGCGGGUCUGACCCAAGGCUUGGGGGUCCAGCCCUGACCGUCUGGUCCGGCCGAGCCGUUCUGUUCCUUCGCUGGCCGCAGCGCAGAAGGGUUCCAGGAAACGUUCGCUUGCCAUGAGCCGGCGGGACUGAGAGCCGGCAAGACUGAGAGCCAGCAACUCGGAGCAGCGCCGGCGAGCGAAGCAAGGACCAGACCCGGGCUCGGGGACUGCGGCCCACGGCCGCCGGAGCUGCGGAUCCGGGCCAGGCAAUGAUCCGGGGUGUGGAGGCGCAGAUGGCGGACAACGCCCCUCAGCCGCCGCCCGUCAUCUUCUGCCAGGACUCCCCGAAGCGGGUGCUGGUGUCGGUCAUCAGGACGACCCCGAUCAAGCCCACAUGCGGCGGCGGAGGGGAGCCAGAGCCGCCGCCUCCGCUCAUCCCCACCAGCCCUGGCUUCAGCGACUUCAUGGUGUACCCGUGGCGCUGGGGCGAGAACGCGCACAACGUGACGCUCAGCCCCGGAGCCUCCGGGGGCGCAGCCUCGGCUGCCUUGCCUGCCGCCGCCGCCGCCGAGCACCUGGGGCUUCGUGGACGGGGCGCGCCGCCGCCCACCGUCUCGGCCGCCGCCGCCUCGGGAGGUGAAGACGAGGAGGAGGCGAGCAGCCCGGACAGCGGCCACCUCAAGGAUGGAAUCCGACGUGGUAGACCUAGAGCAGAUACUGUACGGGAUUUAAUAAAUGAAGGAGAGCAUUCGUCCAGCAGAAUCCGUUGUAACAUCUGUAAUAGGGUGUUUCCACGGGAGAAAUCACUCCAGGCUCACAAAAGGACUCAUACAGGUGAGAGACCUUAUCUGUGUGACUACCCAGACUGUGGAAAAGCCUUUGUUCAAAGUGGACAGCUCAAAACCCAUCAGCGUCUUCACACCGGAGAAAAACCUUUUGUUUGUUCAGAAAACGGCUGCCUAAGCAGAUUCACCCAUGCAAACCGCCACUGUCCGAAGCACCCUUACGCCAGGCUGAAGCGAGAGGAGCCCACAGAUGCUCUCAGUAAGCCCCAGGCUGUGGACAACCAGGCUGCUGCUGAGUGGUUGGCAAAGUACUGGGAAACACGGGAGCAGCGCACUCCCACCUUGAAAGGCAAGCUGGUUCAGAAGGCUGACCAGGAGCAGCAGGACCCGCUGGAGUACCUCCAGUCUGACGAGGAAGACGAUGAGAAGAGCGGUGCGCAGCGGCGGCUCCAGGAGCAGCGGGAGCGCCUGCACGGAGCCCUCGCCCUCAUCGAGCUCGCCAACCUGACGGGAGCCCCGCUCCGCCAGUAGCCGGACACUGACUCUUCCACUGUACAAAAGUACUGCCCAGCGUACUUAAAAAGUAGAUCCUUGGGCAUAAGCUAAGCACCUUAUUUGCUUAUCAUAGGCUGCUAUUCUGUAGAAAUGUAUGAAGAAUGUCGUUGCCCCAGAAUAUGGGGUGAGAGAGAAUUGCACUUUUUUUAUAUGGUCAUAGAUUUGUUGUAAAGUUUAAAAUAUUUUGUAAAUAUGGGACUUCUAGUACAGGGUAGAAAACUACGUAUUGUGGGAGGCUAGAUUUUGCAAGUUUAAUGCAUUCAUUGGAAGCAGUUCUCACAGAAAGCACUUUCUGAAUAAGACACUUGUAUGGGGAAAAAAAAGCAUGGUACAUGUAGCCAAAGAAGGUUUAAAUAGAUUAUUUAUAAGAUCAUUUUUAACAAUGUAUAUUAGUAUGUUUAACAAUACUGUAAACACUGAAGCAAGCAGAAAGCAUAAGUUGUGAGUAAGGUAUAUAUUUUAAAAUUGCAAAACAGUGUGCCUAAUAAGACUAGCGAUGGAAAACUGACUUCCAGAAGACUUUCUAACUUUGGGACUUUGUAAGAAAACAGAUAUUUGAAAAUCUUGGUAAGAUGAACAGUAGUUAAGAAUUUUCAAAACUGGAGUGAAAUCAGUCUUAUUCUAUCUUUCUGAGGUUUUACAACUCACUAUGAUGUUUAGAUUUGAAAGCACUUGUCACCCCUAGCUUGUUAACUUGGGAACUUUUGCACAUUUCAUGUUUCUCAUUUGCUGAAAUUGAAUGAUUAAUCUUGCAAAGUCUAGGUAACUUGGUAAUCGGUAUUUUAAAAAUAUAUUAUGGGCCCUGUAAUGAGAUUUGGCACUUGGAUUUUUAUUAAUAAAAGGGACAUCUACAGGGUUGUUUUGUAGUGAACCGUUUUAGAUCUUUUGUUAGCAAACACUAAAUUUAAAUGUACUGCUUGUUUAGAAUUAUUAGCAAAUGGAAGCCUCCUAUUUAUAUUUUCAGUGCAUAAAGCCACCUUCUUGCUUUACUUCAGAAUAACAUGCCAAGCUAUUUUGUGUUCACUAAAUUUAGCUAUCAGUUAAACACUGCAGAAAAUAUUAGCUACUCAAAUAAGUAGGCUUCCGGAAUAGUUUUAACUGCAAGUGUGUUAACUUGUGUGGUGGUUUUAAAUAAUUUUUUCCAAAAUAGAUGAAGUUUUUAAACACCACUUUAUGUACUGAAGCAUGAAUAGAAAAAUGAAGAGCUGAGUAGUUCACCUCCUUUAUGUAGGCAUAAACUUCCAUCAUUUUAGCUUGUUUUAAGCAGAAACUAAAUAACAUGCAUAGCAUGGUAAUUUUAUAGAUUGCUUAAUUGGAGUAAAUGUCACAAUAAGGGAAAUAAGGGCUCGUCAGUGCCUUUCUUUCUUUUUUUUUGUAUUGAAGUAGUAGCCUACAGAUGUAGUUUAAACAUCUAAAAUGUAGGCUUCUGUAUCUCAAAAUCCCAACAUGUUGCAGUACACAGAUAGUUUAAAAUAUGUAGCCAUGGGGAAGGGGAUGUAUGUAAAUGUCUUGAAAUGAGGCAAAAGUAUGAAAGAUAAUAGUAACAAAUAAUGUGUAUGAUGAGGACAUACUUUAAAAAUGUAAUUCCUCUGUACAGUAAAUUACAAAUCUUGAGGGAUUUUUUUUAAUAAGAGAAUUUAUAUUUGUAAUGGUCUAAGAAAUUUUUUUUGUAAUCUGGUAUAUAGAAUUUUAACUUGGAGCACUUAUGAGCACAGUAAGAGAGACUAUAGCAUCUGAACUUUCUUGGUUUAGGUUUCAACAUUUUUCUCUAGAAUUUUUCCUCUCAAAGAUGACUUAAAUGAACUCUAAAAAGCUUCAUCAGUCUUGGGAAAUUUAAUGAACUUACCUAAAGAAGGAAAUGCAGUAGGAAUUUAAGAAAUACAAAUUCACACAUAAUAAAAUUUAAGGUCUUCAAAAGUAAAGAGUUUUUGUUUCUCCUGUCAGCUUUUGUCAACUAUAAUAGUUAUAUUCACAAACAUUUUCUAUUUGUAUAAUUGGAAGUUUUAAAAAAUUAUUACAAUUAUUUACUAUAGAAAUAUUUAAAAUGUUCCUUUCUUGAUAUAAGCUAUAUAUUUGGACAAAAUACAUUGGCAUCUAAAAUUUGAGGUGUGUUAAAAAUGUGGUUUACAUUCAAAUUUUUGAAGUGUUUUAUGCUUCAUAUGGCUAAGUUGUAGUUUGGCAGAGUUAACAGCAUAAGAAUAAACAGCUCUAAUUUUAAAAAGUUGCUUUGAAUAAAAACUUUAAUUUACAGUUUAAA
Molecule: messenger RNA, 3773 nt
Organism: Odocoileus virginianus texanus
Lineage: Eukaryota; Metazoa; Chordata; Mammalia; Artiodactyla; Cervidae
Gene: ZNF367
Product: zinc finger protein 367
Biological process (GO): regulation of transcription by RNA polymerase II
Molecular function (GO): DNA-binding transcription factor activity, RNA polymerase II-specific; RNA polymerase II cis-regulatory region sequence-specific DNA binding
Source: RefSeq, a predicted model, not a curated record